AUGAGCACCACCACCAGCACCAUUACCAACCUCUCCACCACCACCCCCACCAACACCAACAACAUUAAUAAUGCCCCAAAAAUUACUCCUUCCCUCGUAGACUGCUCCAACUUUACGAGCAACCAUAACCUCCCCCACUCUUUAUUCAUCCAGAAUGAACAGCAGCAACCACAAGCCUGUGCCGCGUGCAAACAUCAGCGCAGAAAAUGCGCUCCUGACUGCCUCCUGAGGCCCUACUUUCCGCACGACCGACAACGACAGUUCCUCAACGCCCACAAGUUGUUCGGUGUUAGCAACAUUGGCAAGAUCAUCCGCCCUCUCUCCCCCACCCACCGUGACCUCGCCAUGCGCACGAUCAUCUUCCAAUCAGAUGCCCGCGCCUCUGACCCCGUCGGUGGCUGCCUCCACAUCGUUCGCGACCUCCAACGCCGCAUCGACCUCGCCACCGCCGAGCUCCGCCUCGUCCUCCACAACCUCGCCCUCUGUCGCGCCCACCACCAGGCCCAAAUCUCUGUCCUAGAGAAUAAUGCGACUGCGGUGCCGCAGCCGCCUCAGCACGAGCACGAUGAGCUUCAGGAGCAUGAAGAGGAGGAGGCAGUGGUGGAUCAUAAUUAUAGCAGUAACGAUGAUGAAAAGAGAAAUGCCAAUGGUAAUUUUAGUGUUGGUGGGUACAUAGGUGUUCAGCAUAGUAGUAGCCACCAUUUGCAGGAUUUGUGUUCGUGGCUCAUGCAAGAUUCCGUCUCGUCUUCUCCGACAUCAUCGCCGCCGCCGCCAUCUUCACAUGUUAAGCAAAUAAAGUUUGUUGAUUCAAGGUAUGUACGUGCACAGUAG
Molecule: messenger RNA, 831 nt
Organism: Malania oleifera
Lineage: Eukaryota; Viridiplantae; Streptophyta; Magnoliopsida; Santalales; Ximeniaceae
Product: LOB domain-containing protein 22-like
Exons: 1
Coding region: 1-831 (276 amino acids)
Source: RefSeq, a predicted model, not a curated record